Oryzias melastigma (Indian medaka) is the source of this 2235-nucleotide messenger RNA. RefSeq names its product myelin protein zero-like protein 2. The coding region runs from base 223 to 984 and encodes 253 amino acids. Gene Ontology annotation, biological process: cell-cell adhesion. The record is from RefSeq and is a predicted model, not a curated record. Gene Ontology annotation, cellular component: membrane. Lineage: Eukaryota; Metazoa; Chordata; Actinopteri; Beloniformes; Adrianichthyidae. The transcript is spliced from 5 exons.
CGGGACGGCCAGGAAAGUAUGACUUUGUUACUCCGCCCGACUUUAUGGUGGGAGGGCGCUGAGUUUGAGGACUGCGGGAGUUUGGGGACGAGUCAGUGAGAGGGAAGGACUCGCGCGGACUUUUUGUUGUCAUCUCUGACUCCGAGGGCUUUUAUUUUCACGUCUGUGGAGCAACGGCGCGCUGCGUAAACUCCAACUCCUGCUCCAGCUGACACUCAUCCAAUGUGCGCAAACGGGCUUUAUGUUCUGGCCGUCCUGUCUGGACUCGCAGCCUCAGGGGUUCUGCCGGUCGCAGGAAUGCGUAUCUACACACCUGGAGAUGUUGAAGCGGUGAACGGGACAGAUGUUCGCCUCAAGUGCACAUUUGACAGCCAAAUUCCCAUCAACCCCCGAAGUCUCACUGUUUCCUGGACUUUUAAACCGCUCACGAAAGGGAGAGAGGAGUCGGUUUUCUAUUACCACGAGAAACCGUAUCCUCCUCCGGACGGCUUGUUCAGGAAGCGCGUUUCUUGGGCCGGUGAUGUCAUGGGCCGUGAUGCCUCCAUCAUAAUCAAAGAAGUAAAGUUUACCUACAAUGGCACCUACACCUGCCAGGUGAAGAACCCGCCUGAUGCCCACGGUGCACUUGGAGAAAUUCGACUCCUUGUUGUCACCACAGCCUCUUUCUCUGAACUUCUCCUUCUGGCGUUCGCCAUUGGGGGUGGCAUCACCGUGCUGGUGAUCCUCCUCCUCGUCAUCGUAUCCUUAAGGAAGUACAGGAGGAGGCACAGAGAGCAGGGGGGGAUCGAGGAGGCUCCCCGCAAAGAGAGGAAAGACCCCACUGCGUGUCACCCGUCAAGGGCCGUCCAUCUCUACACGGCGGAGUCUCUCAUAGAGAUCGACAGUUCAGAUGGCAUGAUCUCAGACGCCAGCACCAAAGACCCGAGCUCCUCAGACGAGGGCGAAGAUGAUGACGAUGAUGACGACGGCAACGACUCCGACUGAGGAGGUCUGGGAAGAGACGGAGAGAGAGAUGCUGAUGUGUCGCCAGCCAGAGCGGCUUGGCGGAAGCUCAGCCAGACAGCGCCGUGGGAUCCCGUGUUCUGCACAGAAAGUGGCGCUGCGAUGAUGAAAAGAGCCACAGUGUUCGAUGAAGCGGAAAAUGUAGAUCUCUUUAAAACAAUCCCAGAGAAAUCCAAGCUUCUCUGAAAGACUGAAAUGAGAUGUAAAGAAAGAGCUGAAACAUUCACAGGAGAAGUGAAGAAAAGUUUUGAUGGAAGUGAAAUUGUUUUUUUGAGGACAGUAAGAAAUAAGAAGGUCGUUCCUGCCAUGAUGAGCCAUUUCCGGAGCUAAACUUGAAUAAAGCCAGUAUCCUCUUUAAAGGGUCUACGAUGACUUCACAGUCAGCUCAUCAUUGAUUCCUGACUCUUCCACUUAUUUGGUAAAGAAACCACAAAGUGUUGUGAAGUCAAUCUGGUGCAACACAAUAGGAAUCCAUCUUCUCUGAAGAUCUGAAAACUCCUUUGACGUCAUCCUUGUCUUUCCUUCUUAUUGGACACCAUUUUUGACUGGAGUUCUUUUAUGGUUUUCUGUAUUUUUCUAUCUAGUUUUAUAGAUUUAUCAAAAAUAUUUGAAUGUUUCAAACAGGACUUAAACAUCUCUGGUAAAUCCCAUUGCAUUCAGUUGAUGUAAGCACAAACUCACCACCCUGUGCUUCAAAAUCUUAAACCGAUUUGACAGUGCUCAUCUAUUAUGUAAGAGAUUGAUCUUGUUAUGGAGCAUUUAUGGUCCAUUAUUAUUUUAAUGCACCGUCUCCAGUCGUGUGUUUAUGGUGCUUCUGUUCCGUCCACGGAGCUCGUCAAACAUUUACCUGUAUCUACGACUGCAGGGAAUGACUGUUUAAUUUGCUGCUGGUUCAAUAUGUCGGUGCUCCGUUUAUUGGCUGUGGCUGUGAUUGUUUUGCUUGUUCCUUCAAUGUUUGAAACUGUUUUCUUUUUCAUUUGUGUUUUUAAUGUUUGUGUGAGUGGGUGUUUGUGUGCCGGGACCAAAGUCUGUCCCACUGGGCGAAGCUUCAGUUACUGAGUGACAGACUUUCAGUUUGACUGUACUUUACUGCCUGAACAUGAAUAUAUGUUUUUUUGCAAAAGUAGUGUGUUGUUGUGCGUUAAGGAACAUAGAUGCCUCGCAACUAUGCAGGCUGUCAAAGCUUAAAGAGUUAUUGACUCUUCAGACAUAAAGAAAGAAAGAUAAAACCUU